ACUCGUGCUGCAUCAUUUUUACAAUCGUACCCUCUCGCUCGUCAUUAUUUCAUAUUUCAUACAUCACCCCGUCCUCCCGGGACCGCAAGCGCGCAGAGCCGCAGAGCAGCGGUGACAAAUGUUUGCACUCGACCCCCUGGAUCCUCGUUAUUAACACUUCCACCCUCCCAAAUACAAAAGCAGGACCGCGACUCCGCGAGGGAAGCGGUGACGCACCGCCAUGGGCUACGAGGGUGCGCCGGGCGGCGGCGGCGGGAAGCUGUCGCUCGCCAGCGUGGGCUUCGCCGGCGCCGGCGCCAGGGAAGGGGGGAGCGGCGCGGGCGGUGGCUACAAGGAGCUGCUCGUCAUGACGCUGCCUAGGGACGACGGCCUCGACGGCGCCAAGGUCGCGGAGGUCAUUGGCGUCAGGCUGCCAGACGUCGGAGGGGUCAUGAGGACUAUUUUGGGGCGCAGAGAGGCCAGAGAAUUUGCCAGUGGGGCAUUAGCUGGUGCUAUGUCUAAAGCUAUUCUUGCCCCUCUUGAGACUAUCAGGACAAGAAUGGUUGUAGGAGUAGGAUCUAGGCAUAUUUUUGGUAGUUUUGUGGAGAUCAUUGAACAAAAUGGGUGGCAAGGGCUUUGGGCGGGUAAUACAAUCAACAUGAUCCGCAUUAUUCCAACACAAGCAGUUGAGCUCGGAACAUUCGAGUGUGUCAAAAGGAGCAUGGCAGAAGCGCAAGAAAACUGGAAAGAGAAUGGUUACCCAAAGAUACAACUUGGUAACCUGAAAAUCGAGCUGCCACUCCACUUCUUAUCUCCAGUUGCUAUUGCCGGUGCAGCUGCUGGUAUAGCUGGCACAUUGGCAUGCCAUCCUCUUGAAGUUAUUAAGGAUCGCUUAACUAUCAAUCGAGAGGCUUAUCCUAGCAUUAGCCUUGCCUUCAGCAACAUCUACCGAAGUGAUGGUAUUAGGGGCCUCUAUGCUGGCCUCUGUCCGACACUAAUUGGCAUGCUUCCUUAUAGCACAUGCUACUAUUUUAUGUACGAUACGAUCAAGACCUCUUACUGCCGCUUACAUAAGAAACCAUCUUUGAGUCGCCCUGAGCUACUAGUUAUUGGGGCUCUGUCAGGUCUUACUGCAAGUACAAUUAGCUUUCCGCUGGAAGUAGCAAGGAAGCGACUAAUGGUCGGUGCCCUGCAGGGUAAGUGCCCACCAAACAUGAUCGCCGCCUUGUCAGAAGUGAUCCGGGAGGAGGGCCUCUUAGGGCUUUACCGUGGGUGGGGCGCGAGCUGCCUGAAGGUCAUGCCGAAUUCUGGCAUCACCUGGAUGUUCUACGAGGCAUGGAAGGACAUUCUUCUGGCUGACGAAGACAAGCAGCGCGCUUAGCGAGCUAGCUGUUGAGCAAUGAAGGCGUUGCCGUCGACUACGAAGUUUGCUCCUUGGCUGGGAUUUCUGAUCCCUUUUCAGUUUUGGAAUCCAGCCUGUGCGGAAUGGUUAGUUAGGAUGCGAUGCUUUUUUUGGCCGAUGAGUGGAAGCAGUUGUUUCUCACCAAUUCAGAACGUCUGGUCGCCAGUUUUUUUGUUAGCAAACAGAUUUCAUGAGCUCGUAACAUUACGAAUGCAGUGAUUCGUCGAUAAAAAGAAAUUACGAA
This is a messenger RNA of Phragmites australis (common reed), 1625 nucleotides long. Its product is annotated as probable mitochondrial adenine nucleotide transporter BTL1. Lineage: Eukaryota; Viridiplantae; Streptophyta; Magnoliopsida; Poales; Poaceae. The coding region runs from base 221 to 1360 and encodes 379 amino acids. The transcript has 5 exons. Gene Ontology annotation, biological process: transmembrane transport. The record is from RefSeq and is a predicted model, not a curated record.